AUGGAAAACGAGUACAUUUCAAUUUCGCACCCGCCGUCUGGUCCGACGACUCGAGUUAACAAACCAACGGCUGGACUGCGAAAUCAACCAACCAGAAAUUUUGAAAGAAAGUCAAAUUUUGGAUCUGCGUAUUUGACACAUCAUGUAACGCGUGGACAAUAUUAUGGUUGGAUAAGAUCUAAAGGUUCAGUGGUUGUUAUCAACUUGCAUUAUGGACCUAUCGCUUAUCCGAAAUUAGUGAUCUUGUACCUAUGUCAUCGCUUACGCGGCCUGAACUCGUUGCUGAAACUCGAAAAACAUUCAAAAUCCAAAG
Acaulospora morrowiae is the source of this 313-nucleotide messenger RNA. NCBI's taxonomy places the organism in Eukaryota, Fungi, Glomeromycota, Glomeromycetes, Diversisporales, Acaulosporaceae. The record is from the annotation of a GenBank genome assembly.